GACACAAAUGCCCGCUGCACCCGGAAGUAGCCUCGCCGCCACUAGUGGAGCGUAGGUAAAAGUUCGGCGCAGGCACGACCAGUAACGUACCCUAGUGGAGGUGCUGAGACGCUACCGGGCUGAAAUGUGACUUUCCGAUUGGCUCCUCAUGAGCGAGUCGGGAGGGUGUGGGCGUGGUUCUGCUGGCCUGCUACGUGUGGUGGGGGAGCUGCUGUAGCGAUGGGGAGCCGGGCGGAGGUUUUGAAGCUUUUUAGAGCAUUGCACAGAACACGGCAACAGGUUUUUAAAAACGAUGCCAGAGCUCUAGAAGCUGCAAGACAAAAGAUAAAUGAAGAAUUCAGAAACCAUCAAGAUGAGACCUCUUCUGAGAGAAUAGCAGAGCUUAUGAAAAUAGGUUCAGAUGUUGAAUUUCUACUCAGAACAUCUGUUAUACAGGGACUACAUACAGGUUCUGACAGUCUGAUGCUUAUACCCAGGAAAGAUCUGCUACUAGACAAUAUUCCUUACUGUGAUAGUCCAACACGAAAGCUUUGAACCUUCAAGGAAUAAAGUACAUCUUGUUUUAUUUUCUUUUUUCUGAAACCAAAAUUAAUUUCCUGGAACAGAAUCUCUGAAAACAAGUACGUGAAAUCUCUGUGUUCAGACUAAACUUGGAAAAUAUUGAAUCCUUUUGGCAGGAAACACAGAUUAACUCAAUCCACUGAUUGUACUCUGUACUGGGAAGGUGUAUUUGAGAGAAGCAAGACUGUUGUCAUGUGUUUCUGAAGGACCCUUCUCUUCAUUGGGAAGGAUUACAUUUCCAUAGAAACUAAAGUCCCAUAUUGUUUGCUAAAAAUAUCCUAGGUGUACUCUUUUAUCUCUGCCAUUUCCAGAGAAAAUGUUUCAUUGUGUUUCAGAGGUUUUGCAAAGAUAAAUAAUAAUAAUAAUAAUAAUUACAAAUAGAAGUAGAGUGUUUAGUCCUGGAAAUAUUUAUUUAUAAAUUCAAAUAUAUUGAGAAACUGCUACAAAAUAAUGGUGAAAAAACAUUCUAUAACAUCUAGUUAUCUUUUUAAUUAUAAAUUGCACCACAGACCUGUUUUCUGAAAUUGUUAUUAUCUAUGCAAUAGUGCACUGGUAGCAUAUGAGAGGGUUUUUAUAAGGCACAUUAAAUAAAUUAUCAGCCUUUACA
Molecule: messenger RNA, 1168 nt
Organism: Gopherus flavomarginatus (Mexican gopher tortoise)
Lineage: Eukaryota; Metazoa; Chordata; Testudines; Testudinidae
Gene: LYRM7
Product: LYR motif containing 7
Exons: 5
Coding region: 220-534 (104 amino acids)
Biological process (GO): mitochondrial respiratory chain complex III assembly
Source: RefSeq, a predicted model, not a curated record